Messenger RNA from Aaosphaeria arxii CBS 175.79, 1642 nucleotides. RefSeq names its product aspartate aminotransferase. The coding region runs from base 159 to 1544 and encodes 461 amino acids. The transcript is spliced from 3 exons. Gene Ontology annotation, molecular function: pyridoxal phosphate binding; L-aspartate:2-oxoglutarate transaminase activity. Gene Ontology annotation, biological process: L-aspartate biosynthetic process. NCBI's taxonomy places the organism in Eukaryota, Fungi, Ascomycota, Dothideomycetes, Pleosporales. The record is from RefSeq and is a predicted model, not a curated record. Gene Ontology annotation, cellular component: cytosol.
AGCACACUUUGCGGGGAUAUCUUAGCGUUGAGUUUGCUCAAAAGUCAAGAGGUCAGGCGGAGGCCGUUGUCCGCCCAUCCUAUCGUAUCCAAUCGUACCAUUGGCGGUGUGAGACGUGAGGUGGUUUGAGUGUACACGAAUAAGUAAUAAUAGCGAUCAUGCCAGAGUCACCUUCUCGAACAAACCCCACCCGCACCAACUCUCCUCCUACUACUUCUACAUCAUCCUCCUCCUCCCCUUCUUCUAUCACUCCUCAAUUCCGUCUAUCCCAACUCACCUCCCACCUCGCUCCAAUGGCUUCCACAACUUCCUUCGACGCCAAUGCCGUCCCCCAAGCUCCCGAAGACCCUCUCUUCGGGUUGAUGGCUGCUUUCCGCCGCGACACAGAUCCAAACAAGGUCGAUUUGGGCAUUGGAGCUUACAGAGACGACAACGCAAAGCCAUGGGUCUUACCCGUCGUCAAGAAGGCCGACGAGAAGCUUCGCAAUGAUCCCAACCUGAACCACGAAUACCUCCCCAUCGCCGGUCUCGCAGAUUUCACGUCGGCGUCACAAAAACUCGUUCUAGGCGGCGACAGCCCCGCCAUCAAGGAGAAGCGGGUCACCAGUUUACAGACCAUCUCCGGCACCGGUGCUGUCCACUUGGGAGCUCUCUUCCUUGCCAAAUUCUACAAGCCAAACUCGAACCGCACAGCCUACUUCUCCGACCCAACAUGGCCGAACCACUUCCAGAUCUUCAACAACGUGGGGAUCCCGCAGAAGACAUACCCAUACUUCUCGAAGCAGACCAAGGGUCUCGACUUCGAUGGCUACAUCAAGUCCCUAGAGAGUGCAGAUGAAGGUUCCAUCAUUGUGAUCCAUGCCUGUGCCCACAACCCUACCGGUGUUGACCCCACGCAAGAGCAGUGGAAGAAGAUCGCCGAGGUGAUCCGCGCGAAGAAGCACUUCCCCUUCUUCGAUACCGCAUACCAGGGCUUUGCAUCAGGGGAUUUGGCCCGUGAUGGCUGGGCCAUCCGAUACUUUGUCGAGCAAGGUUUCGAGCUCUGCAUUGCCCAAUCGUACGCAAAGAACUUUGGUCUCUACGGCGAGCGCGCGGGAUGCUUCCACUUCAUCACCAGCCCGUCGACCGACGCCCAGUCAGUAGUUUCGAGAGUCGCCUCACAACUCGCCAUUCUCCAGCGAUCAGAGAUCUCAAAUCCCCCAGCAUACGGCGCGCGCAUUGCCUCGAUCGUGCUGAACGACGCAGAGCUCUUUGCAGAGUGGGAGGCCAACCUCAGGACCAUGUCCGGCAGGAUCAUUGAGAUGCGCAAGGUGUUGCGCGCGAAGCUCGAGGAGGCCGGCACUCCAGGCACAUGGAACCACAUCACCGACCAGAUCGGCAUGUUCAGCUUCACGGGCCUCACGGAGCAGCAGGUCCUCAAGCUGCGGGAGGACAGCCACGUCUACAUGACCAAGAACGGCCGCAUCUCAAUGGCAGGCUUGAACACGCACAACGUCGACUACUUUGCAAAGGCCGUCGACCAGGCCGUGAGGGCCACGCAGUAGUGCGUCAUUUGAUGGGUACGAAUAGUGUAUUGAUGGGGUAAUAGCCGGUCCAAAAUCGGUAAAUCGGAAAUCCAUUGAUUGGUAGGAAUUUAUGGGCA